Molecule: messenger RNA, 2532 nt
Organism: Xenopus tropicalis (tropical clawed frog)
Lineage: Eukaryota; Metazoa; Chordata; Amphibia; Anura; Pipidae
Gene: crls1
Product: cardiolipin synthase 1
Biological process (GO): phospholipid biosynthetic process
Cellular component (GO): membrane; mitochondrial inner membrane
Molecular function (GO): cardiolipin synthase (CMP-forming) activity; phosphotransferase activity, for other substituted phosphate groups
Source: RefSeq, marked provisional
GGCGGAACCCCCGCUGCAGGAAGGCGAGGGGCUGUUGCUGCUCCCGAAACACUGAGCCCCCUGGGGGUGAGGGAGACAUGUCGGUGCUGGCGCUGUUCCUGGGCAGGUCCCCGCUGGCUGCGCUGAGAGGCAGACAUGUCAUAGCGGAGAGCUGGAGCCGGGGCCGCCAUGUGCUGCGAGUUACUGCCCUCAGGUGCCGGCAGCUGUGCGGCCCGGAGCGGCCUUGGGUCGGGGGUCGGACCCUACUCACUGGCCCGCUGCCCCGCACCUUCCCCCGCAGCCUCCCCGCCAUCAGCUCCCGAGUCGGACUCCUACACUCGGACAGGCCGCAAGGGGAGCCGGGCAGUGCCAAGGGGGGGCUGGCAGAGCUGUAUGAAAACCCAUGGACGAUCCCAAAUUUACUUUCCAUGACUCGGAUUGGAUUGUCGCCCGUGCUGGGUUACCUUGUCGUAGGGGAAGACUUUAACCUUGCACUUGGCCUCUUUGUUUUUGCUGGCAUUACAGAUUUGCUGGAUGGGUAUAUUGCGAGGAACUGGGCCAAUCAGAAGUCUGCGCUGGGAAGUGCUCUCGACCCACUGGCUGAUAAAAUACUCAUCAGCGUACUGUAUGUGUGCCUGACCUACGCAAACCUUAUUCCAGUUCCUCUUACCAUCAUGAUCAUAUUAAGGGACAUUGCACUGAUUGCUGCUGUUUUCUAUGUGCGAUACAAAACCCUCCCACCUCCGAGAACAGUUAGUAGAUACUUUAACCCUUGCUACGUAACAGCUCGGUUGGAGCCAACGUUUAUUAGUAAGAUGAAUACGGCUGUACAGUUAAUUUUGGUAGCAGCAUCAUUAGCAGCUCCUGUCUUUAAUUAUGUGGAUAGCAUCUAUCUCCAAACACUUUGGUUUGUCACUGCUUUUACAACGGCUGCCUCGGCAUACAGCUAUUACCAUUAUGGACAUGAAACGGUGAAGGUUUUGAGCAACAAAUAAGCCCCAUGUUUCGACACAAAGUCAUUCAAUAAGGGACGUCAUUUAUAUGUACCAUCUUUGAAAUCAGGGAACUUACAAAUGUCUGUGAUUGACUGAAGUCUCCUGAGCUAGAAUAACACAGAUCAACGUUUGAUUACAGUAUUUAUGCACUUAUUAUUCAAUAUUUGAAUUUUGGUAAAAUGAAUGUGGUGGAUUUUUGAAUUCCCUAAAGGGGUAGUUCAACCUUAAAAUGAACUUCUAGUAUGGGGUAGAGUGGAAACCGAAGAAUUCGAAGACAAUCCUCCAUAUGCAAUGAAUAGCAUAAAGUUUGCCCAGUAGCAGUAACCCAUAGCAACCAAUAAGAUGCUUGCUUUUAAACAUGUGACCAGUACAUUUUACCUGCUGAUUGGUUGCUAUGGGUUACUGCACCUGGGCAAACUAAGUGCCUUUUAUUACAUAACCCUCAAUGGUUAUUCUGUGGAUUUUGAAUUGUUUCUUGUUUUGAGGCUCUCGGGCUUGGACAUUAUGCUGCUAGAUGCCUAGCAUAAGUACCCUAGCAACCAGGCAGCAGUUAGGAAACCUGAAUGAGUGAAUAGUAGUGGGACCUAAUGGGAAAAAUAAGCAAUAAACAUAGGAACAACAGAAGUAAGAAUCACAGAGGUUUUCUUGGGUCAAUGACCCAUCAACCAUUUAGCAUUAUUAGGCAGAAUAGGAAGGCUUAUAGUUCAACAAUCAUAGUCAGAUGUGUUUUGGCCCCUAGUGCGGCCCUGAGGCAGCCUAGGGGAUACUGUCCCUCCGUGCUUACUUUUUUGUGUCAAAGGGGCUACAUCACUAGUUUAGCGAGCGCAAUAGCGCACUCUGCACUAGAAGAGUUGAAAUUCCUAUAAUAAAAUGGAAAUCCAGCUCUUUAAAUUACCAGGAGUGGCUUUUUGGUGCCCCUGAUAAUAGCAAUCAAUAGAAACAUUGCUUAGAACAGGUCCAUCUCUAUCCUACUAAAGGUUAAUUUAAAGGGGAACUUUUAAUUAGAAGAUGGAUUAUUUAUUAAAAUCAUAUCCUUUUCAUAUAAGCCUCCUUAAUCCCUCCGACGUCAGAUUUUUCUAUGAGAUGAUUGCGCAAGUGUUGCACACUGAGACUGUAAAUAACCUCUCCAGUACAUGCUGCUAUUUGGAGUAACCGCAUUAUCAUUUAGUGAGGUAUAAAGACAGCGGGGAUCAUUUAUCAACACUGGGCAGAUUUACCUGUGGGCAGUAACAGGUGGCAACCAAUGAUAUUGUUGCAUUUAUUUUUCUCUCUGCAGCUGGCUAAAAAAAAGCCAAUCACUAAUUGGUUGCUAUGGGUUACUGCCCACGGCAAAUUUGCCCAGUGUUGAUAAAUAAGCCCCAGCGAUAGCUUGCUAUUUGUGACACUGUACUGGCUUAUGCCUAUGGAGUACGUGUUCAGUACGCUUUUUUUUUUUUUUUUCUUCUAUAUACACAAGAAUUUCUUCAAUCUCUCACAUUGGUCAUCUUCAGUGCUGUGAUAUCAUAAAAUGCGUGAUGUCAUUUCUAUUUCAUGCUGAAUAAAGACAGAUUUUGUAGGG